AUGGAGACGAAGAUGAAGAAAUUCGGAAGAAGAAAAGUCUCAAUUCCUGAUGAAAUAAUGUUUGAAAUAUUCUCAUGGCUUCCUAUUCAAUCUUUAAUGCGUUUCAAGUGUGCUUCCGGAUUUUGUAAUUCUCUAGUAUCCGAAUCACACUUUUCGGAUAUCCAUAGAUGUCAUUCUAUGACCCGUCCUGGAACAAACUUCUUUCUCCAUGAAAGGAAAGGUUUUUACUCGGUUGAGCAAGAGAAAGGUGGAAAUAUGUCUGCCUCUCUUUUUCAACCUGAGAGAUUUAUUGAAUCUAUAAAUAAAUCUCGUAUGAAUUGCGCUAAUGGUUUAUUUUGCAUUUGGCAACCAUCAAUUGUUCGAUCUGCUGUAAUUUUCAAUCCCGGUACAAGAGAAGUUAGAUCUCUUCUGCUCCCAAAUAAAGCAUUUGAUGUUAAAUCUGAAAAUUUUGAAAUUAUUACACUGUGGAAUGAAUCUACCUGGUUCUACUAUUACCACCUGAUAGAGGUGAAGGGAAAAUUAGCAGUAGUGGAUUGUCACAUGGUAAGCAACUCCUUCGACUUGUGGAUUUUAGAGCAUUCUCUAGAAAGAAAAUGGAAGAGAUGUGUCAUUCAAUUUCCUUCAAACUGGAAUUACAAAGUGCCUCGACCUAUAUCAUCCUGCAUGUCUCGUGAUGGAAAUAUUGUACUCAUCCGCAACGAGAAACACAAGGAGAUGGAGAAAAAUAGAAAUCAAGGGGCUUCCUGA
Molecule: messenger RNA, 747 nt
Organism: Solanum verrucosum
Lineage: Eukaryota; Viridiplantae; Streptophyta; Magnoliopsida; Solanales; Solanaceae
Product: putative F-box protein At1g47790
Exons: 2
Coding region: 1-747 (248 amino acids)
Molecular function (GO): protein binding
Source: RefSeq, a predicted model, not a curated record